Messenger RNA from Hippopotamus amphibius kiboko, 5712 nucleotides. It is a transcript of the gene MKLN1, whose product is annotated as muskelin 1. The coding region runs from base 31 to 2160 and encodes 709 amino acids. The record is from RefSeq and is a predicted model, not a curated record. Gene Ontology annotation, molecular function: protein binding. Lineage: Eukaryota; Metazoa; Chordata; Mammalia; Artiodactyla; Hippopotamidae. Gene Ontology annotation, cellular component: cytoplasm. The transcript has 18 exons.
GUCGGUGGCGGCCGCUACGGUGCUGACAAGAUGGCGGCUGGCGGGGCUGUCGCUGCGGCGCCUGAGUGCCGGCUUCUGCCCUAUGCGCUACACAAGUGGAGCUCCUUCUCCUCCACCUACCUUCCCGAGAACAUUUUAGUGGAUAAACCAAAUGACCAGUCUUCAAGGUGGUCUUCAGAGAGCAACUACCCUCCCCAGUACUUGAUUCUGAAGCUUGAAAGGCCUGCUAUAGUCCAGAAUAUCACAUUUGGAAAAUACGAGAAAACUCAUGUCUGCAAUUUGAAGAAAUUUAAAGUCUUUGGUGGAAUGAAUGAAGAAAACAUGACAGAGCUAUUGUCCAGUGGCUUAAAGAAUGAUUAUAACAAAGAAACAUUUACCUUGAAGCAUAAAAUUGAUGAACAGAUGUUUCCUUGUCGAUUCAUUAAAAUAGUUCCACUCUUAUCGUGGGGACCCAGCUUUAACUUUAGCAUCUGGUAUGUUGAACUUAGUGGCAUUGAUGAUCCUGAUGUAGUACAACCCUGUCUCAACUGGUAUAGUAAGUACCGCGAACAGGAAGCUAUUCGCCUUUGUCUAAAACACUUCAGGCAACAUAACUAUACAGAGGCCUUUGAAUCGCUGCAAAAGAAAACCAAGAUUGCCCUGGAACAUCCCAUGUUAACAGAUCUGCAUGAUAAAUUGGUAUUGAAGGGUGAUUUUGAUGCUUGUGAAGAAUUGAUUGAAAAAGCUGUAAAUGAUGGCUUGUUCAAUCAAUAUAUCAGUCAACAGGAAUAUAAACCACGAUGGAGUCAAAUCAUUCCCAAAAGCACCAAAGGUGAUGGAGAAGAUAACCGACCAGGAAUGAGAGGAGGCCAUCAGAUGGUUAUUGAUGUUCAAACAGAGACUGUUUAUUUGUUUGGUGGCUGGGAUGGAACACAAGAUCUUGCUGACUUCUGGGCAUACAGUGUGAAAGAGAACCAAUGGACAUGUAUCUCUAGAGACACUGAGAAAGAGAAUGGUCCUAGUGCUAGAUCAUGUCAUAAAAUGUGCAUUGACAUUCAACGAAGGCAAAUCUACACACUGGGGCGUUAUUUGGAUUCCUCUGUGAGGAACAGCAAAUCUCUGAAAAGUGAUUUCUAUCGUUAUGACAUUGACACAAACACAUGGAUGUUACUCAGUGAGGAUACUGCUGCUGAUGGAGGACCGAAACUGGUGUUUGAUCAUCAGAUGUGUAUGGACUCGGAAAAACAUAUGAUCUAUACCUUUGGUGGUAGAAUUUUGACAUGUAAUGGCAGUGUAGAUGACAGCAGAGCCAGUGAGCCACAAUUCAGUGGAUUGUUUGCUUUCAACUGUCAAUGUCAAACUUGGAAACUUCUUCGAGAGGACUCCUGUAAUGCUGGGCCUGAGGACAUCCAGUCUCGGAUAGGACACUGCAUGCUGUUCCACUCAAAAAAUCGUUGCUUAUAUGUAUUUGGUGGCCAGCGAUCGAAGACCUAUUUGAAUGAUUUCUUUAGUUACGAUGUGGAUUCUGAUCAUGUAGACAUAAUAUCAGAUGGUACCAAGAAAGACUCUGGAAUGGUUCCAAUGACAGGAUUCACACAGAGAGCAACUAUUGAUCCAGAACUGAAUGAAAUACAUGUCUUAUCUGGACUCAGCAAAGACAAGGAAAAGAGGGAAGAGAAUGUCAGAAAUUCAUUCUGGAUUUAUGACAUUGUAAGGAAUAGUUGGUCUUGCGUGUAUAAGAAUGAUCAAGCUGCAAAGGAUAAUCCGAGUAAAAGUCUUCAGGAGGAAGAACCAUGUCCAAGAUUUGCCCAUCAGCUUGUAUAUGAUGAGUUACACAAGGUUCAUUACUUAUUUGGUGGGAAUCCAGGAAAAUCUUGCUCCCCAAAGAUGAGAUUAGAUGACUUCUGGUCACUGAAAUUGUGUAGGCCUUCAAAAGAUUACUUGCUGAGGCAUUGCAAGUACCUCAUAAGAAAACACAGGUUUGAAGAAAAGGCCCAAAUGGAUCCCCUUAGUGCUCUGAAAUAUUUACAAAAUGAUCUUUAUAUAACUGUGGAUCAUUCGGACCCAGAAGAGACAAAAGAGUUUCAGCUCCUAGCUUCAGCUCUAUUUAAAUCUGGUUCAGAUUUCACAGCUCUAGGCAACUUCAUAAUUCCAUCAUCCCAAAACUUUUUAUCUUUUUGAGCAAAGAGUUGUUCCAGGUGCCUUUUACAGUCUUCCAGGGAAUUGAAAUUUUUUCCAUUAAGAAAAUUUUGUAAAGACCGAAAUAAAUGGAAAUCCAAAGGUGCAAUGUCUGGUGAAUACAGCAGAUGAAUCAGAACUUCCCAGCCAAACUGUAACAGUUUUUGCCUGGUCCUCAAAGAAACAUGUGGUCUUGUGUUAUCCUAAUGGAAAAUUAUGCGUUUUCUGUUGACUAAUUCCAGACACUUUUUGUCAAGUGCAUCAGGGGCGGUUCUUGUUGGAAUUAAUCAUUUGGUUUUCUGGAAGGAGCUCAUAAUAGAGGACUCCCUUCCAGUCCCACCAUAUGCACAACAUUCCCUUCUUUGGAUGAAGAUGAAGACCGUCCUUUGGUGUGGUUGGUAGUGGUUCAUUUCUCUUGCCGCAUGAUCUCUUCUGUUCUACAUUAUUGUACAAUAUCCACUUUUCAUCACUCAUCACAAUUUGUUUUAAAAACGAAACGUUGGGGCUUCCCUGGUGGCGCAGUGGUUAAGAAUCUGCCUGCCAAUGCACGGGACAUGGGUUUGAUCCCUGCUCCAGGAAGAUCCCACGUGCUGCGGAGCAACUAAGCCUGUGUGCCACAAGUAUUGAGCCCAUGUGCCACAACUGCUGGAGCCCACGCACCUAGGGCCUGUGCUCCGCAACAAGAGAAGCCACCACAAUGAGAAGCCCAUGCACCACAAUGAAGAGUAGCCCCGACUCGCUGCAACUAGAGAAAGCGUGCACGCAGCAACGAAGACCCAACGCAGCCAAUUAAUUAAUUAAAAAAAAAGAAUCUGCCUGUCCAUCCAGGGAACACAGGUUCGAUCGCUGGUCUGGGAAGAUCCCACAUGCUGCAGAGCAACUGAGCCUGCAAGCCACAACUACUGAAACCUGCGUGCCUAGAGCCUAUGCUCCACAAGAGAAGCCACUGCAAUACAAAGCCCGCAUACCUCAACAAAGACCCAAUGCAGCCAAAAAUAAAAUAAACAAAAUUUUUAAAAAGAUGUUAAAAAAAUAAAAUAAAAAUAAAAACGAAAUAUUUUCAUUAUGUUUCAGUAGAGAAUUGCCUGCAGAAAUAUGGUCAAGAAAGGUUUUUUCAUUUAACUUAUGUGGAACCCAAACAUCAAAGCAAUGGAAAUAACCAAGCUGGUGCAAAUGAUUUUCAGCGCUUGAUUUGGAUGUUUUGAGUAUGUGGGCUAUCUCCCUCGUGAUAUAACACUGUUUGUUCUCAAUUAAUGUCUUGAUUUGAUCGCUGUCAACUUCAACUGAUCUACCCCAACCAUGGAGCAUUGUCCAGCGAGAAAUCUCCAGCACGAAGUUUGCAAACCACUUUUGACACAUUUGAUCAGUCACAGCACCUUCUCCAUACACUGCACAAAUCUUUUUUUUUUUUUGCGUUUCAGUUGCAUUUUUACUUUUCUUGAAAUAAUAUGUUGCUUUUUCCCCCUUCCGUCUUCAGUAUUAAAAUGGCUACACAAAAAUUCACCAAUUUUGAUAAGGUUUUUUUAAAUGCAUGCUGGUAUGACAGCUGUUACAAUAAAAUCUAACAAAAUUGUUUUGAAUGAAGUUAAAGACAACUAAGCACUCCUAGAGCCAUCUUAUGGAAAAAACCGAACGAACUCUUUGGCCAACCCAAUAUAAUGUACCACAGCAUUUUUACAAAUAAAAUAAAACAAGAGCCCUAAAGUUGAAUACAAACAGAAACAAUAAAACAUGUUUAUCAAAUUGGUAACAUAAUCACACAGUAAGGGAAAAAAGAGAAACCUUUUAAAGUAUAGCUUAGACUAUAUACCCUUGGUGAAGUAUAUUCUAAAGAUGAUAAAAGCAAGAAAAUCUUGACUUUUGCUGGUAAUGGUUUGGGUAUAGUAAUUCUGGAACCUGUUUUGUGUAGAUUUUAGGUUAAAUAAAUGAAUAAAUAUGAUGAUAUUGCUGGGAGUCAGUUUUCCUAGUAGGAGAAAGGAGAUAUAAAUAUGGAAUGGAAUAAGGAGAGAAAGAACCCUGUGAGGUUCUUAAAAAAUUGAAUUAGCAAUAAAAGCAUGGACUAAUGAUUUUAUUGUAUUUUUUAAAGAGAUGUGUAUGUAAUAUGUGUGCUUAUAUGUAUAGGCCUAGAAACAACACCACCCUUGACAAUUAGCACAACUGGUCUUGGUUUCUAAAUGUCUUUUGCCACUAAAAGGAAUUAGGGUUCCUGUGGAAAAUGGCAGACUCCAGAGCUGUGUAAAGAUAAGCUAGGAGAUCUUACUGUGCCAGAAAGUAAGGAGGUACUCAAAAAGUAAUGCGGACAUUUCAAAAAGAUAUAGAGGCCAGCUCAAAAGAGCCCUCACUGGCCAAAUCUAAGAGAACAUAUGAGUAUUAAAAUGGAUAAUGACAGGAAUGGAUAUAACCUAUUGAACAAGAAAAGGACUCAUGAGUACAUACUAAUGCAGAGAAAUAAAAUGAAGGAAGGAAAAGGAAAACUCUUCUUUACAAUUAAUGUCAUCCAUUGAAUCUAGAAGGAAUUGUAGAGUUAGAAAAUCAUCAUCAUAUACAUAAUAAUUGUUUUAGCAAGAAUUAUCAGUUAAUGCUAAAAUCAUUGGGUUCAAAUCUCCUCAAGAACAGAAUAUUUACAGUUUCAAACUAUCUUCUCAUCAAUAUUUUGUUAACUGCAAAGAUAGAAAAGUACACAUUUACAUUGGAGAAAUCUGGCAUACACCAGUUUAACCAAAUGAUCAAAGUUAACAUCCUCAGUAUUGGGACAGACUGAUACCACAUGCCUCCUUAGAUGAUGCAUUGAGAAGGACACAGCAUCACUAUUCUUGGUAGUUAGUAGUCUUGCCAACUGCAUAAACUGAAUCUGAUCAUAAGGAAGCAAUCAGACACCCCAAAUUUAACACAUUCUAGUACAUAACUACUCUUUGGGUUUUGUUUUUUUUUAAUAACAGUGUUAUAAAGAAAACAAACAAAAGAACUGAAGAGAGGCUGAGGAACUAUUCCAGGCUGAAGAGACUUGGAAACUAAAUACAGUGUUUGAUCUUGAAUUGAAUUUUAGAUUAGUGGGGAAAAUGACUAUAAAAAAGAUUUGGGGGACAUAAAUGUUAAAUUUCCUAAAUUUAAUACAUAGUAGUUAUUUAAGUGAAUGUUCUUGUUCUUAGGUGAAAUGAACUCAAGUAUUUAGGGGUGAAGAUGUCUACAAUUUACUCCCAAAUAGUUCCACAAAAAAAAGUUUGAGUGGGGUAUACAAACAGACAGAGAGAGCAAGAGAGAAUGAGAACAUAUGUGAUAAAAUGUUAACAAUUGAUUAAUCUAGGUAAGGAUAUAUGUAUAUGAAUGUUUGUUGUACUAUUCUUGAAACUUUUUCUGUGAGUUUGAAGUUUUUCAAAAUAAGUCAAAAAUAAAGCAAUUUAGAAAACUCAGAAAAGUGUAAAAUAGAAAUAAAGAAUAUAAUCUCACCAUUCAGAGAUAACCUUUGUUUACAUUUUGGAGUAUUUCCUUCCAUUCAUUUCUAUGAUAUGGUAGAAGGCUUUGUUAAAUCUUCAGCUCAUCUCAAAGAAGUAAACA